Molecule: messenger RNA, 1677 nt
Organism: Trypanosoma conorhini
Lineage: Eukaryota; Euglenozoa; Kinetoplastea; Trypanosomatida; Trypanosomatidae
Product: putative protein kinase
Exons: 1
Coding region: 1-1677 (558 amino acids)
Biological process (GO): protein phosphorylation; intracellular signal transduction
Cellular component (GO): cytoplasm; nucleus
Molecular function (GO): ATP binding; protein serine/threonine kinase activity
Source: RefSeq, a predicted model, not a curated record
AUGCCAACGCCGCGUCUUGUUGGGCGUUAUGAAUUCAUUAGGCUUGUGGGUAAGGGCGGCUUUGGUGUCGUCGAGGAGUAUCGUGACCUCCUCACAGGUGAGCAGGUUGCAAUUAAAAAGGUUCCAGCGCGGUUUGUGGAUCAAGAGAGUAAGCGCCUCAUUCGCGAAAUUGACACCAUGUUGUUUCUGCACGACGCCCAUCCACAUGUGAUUGGCUUCUUUAGCAUGUUUGUGACGCCGGGCACUGGCGUGGACAGUCGCCUGGUAGAGGAUGGUAUUCAGUGCGGCGGGUCCGCGGUAACGUGGGAGGCUCCAGAGAGUUUAGAUGUGGAGUCUCCAGCGUAUGCCGGCCUUAGUUGUACGGCGGCGCUCAUCAAGCAUCACGAUCAACUGGAGGCUGAAGUGGCCAAAAUACGUGGCGGCGACAAAUUCAUUCUUCACAUUGUGAUGCCUCUUAUGAAGGGGGACUUGCUCCACUUCAUCAAUCAUGCGUCUCCUGCGGGUCUAAACCUGGCGGUUACCGAUGAUUUUAUUGAGCAGGUGUUUGUUGUAGUUGCUUUUCAGAUCUGCUUUGGGUUAGACUAUUUACACAAGUGCAACAUCGUUCAUCGUGAUAUGAAGCCAGAAAACAUACUUAUUCGUUUGCACAAUACAAAUCCGUAUGAAUCCACCGCCCUUAUAGCAGACCUUGGGCUUGCGCGGGAUGCCCAGGCCAGUGACACAUUUUAUGUCUGUACUCGUUACUAUCGACCACCGGAAAUUAUAACGACUGUUUCCCGCGGGGAGACGUCCAUUGAUGUGUGGUCGCUAGGUUGCAUUUUGUUCGAGAUGGUGACGGGGCGCGCCCUCUUUACUGUUAGCUCGGCCCUCAAUGAGCAUGGUGUGUGGGAUGGGCAUCGUGCCAGUACUCAGUUGGAAGUGAUUUUGAACACUAUUGGAACCCCGAGCCGUGAUGAGGUUAGGCGGCUGAUGCCGGUGGGAAAUGCACAGCAGUACCUCUUGCGGAGUGUCCCCCGUCCUUCGCGACUCAUGGAAAUGAUGAGGAGCAACUGGCGGCUGCGUACGACACGCGACCGUCAGGCAAAAUGGAUGGACUUGAUUGUCUGUUGCCUUGCUUUCUUUCCAGAGCACCGCCCUACGUGUGAAGAGUUGUGCCGGCAUCAGCUUUUUCGAGACUUCAAUGUCCUCUAUGGUGAAAAUGUGAUGCAGUACCCUGCGAGAAGGUAUCAGCCAAUACAGGUGGGGACGCUGGUGGCCGAAAACAAGCAGAUUAUCCUGCGCCUUGUCCGGCGCGCCUUGGAGCUGUCGGCGCCUUUCGCCGAGGACGGCGAAGAGGGAGAAGAUGGAUCGAUUUUGUUUGCGAAUGACGAGUGCUUGCGGCAGGAUGAAACGCCGUUUGAGGAGGUGAAUACGGCAAAUGCCGCGGCGGCACGUUCCACACCAACGCGCGAGGAUGUUGCAGCCGCGGCCGCCGCGGAAAGCGGGGAAACGCCCGCGGACUUUCCAUACCUACGCGACCCGGAGCUUCGCCGCCAGUACGCCCUAACCGCGUUCACCCGCGAUGCCUUGGAUCGCGUUGUCGCCAGGCUUCUCAGCGACCUCCAAUAUCACACGCACGACGCCGAGCGAUCGGGGCAGUUGCGAGCUCUGCUAAAUUAUUUUACUUCCCUGCGGUGA